Messenger RNA from Erythranthe guttata (spotted monkey flower), 1737 nucleotides. It is a transcript of the gene UGT89B1, whose product is annotated as UDP-glucosyl transferase 89B1. NCBI's taxonomy places the organism in Eukaryota, Viridiplantae, Streptophyta, Magnoliopsida, Lamiales, Phrymaceae. The record is from RefSeq and is a predicted model, not a curated record. Gene Ontology annotation, molecular function: UDP-glucosyltransferase activity.
UACAUGUAAUAAAAGGUAAACAAUAUUCAAUUUGAUAUAUCUUUGAAUAAAUGGAUAGACGUGCUGCAACAAAUCCUAGAAAUUCUUGCCCACAAACUCAAUCAACUCUCUCUUCUUACCAGAGAGAAAAAAAAUAAAACAAAACUCAACUCUCACUCUCUCUCCACCUCUCUCUCUCUCUAGAACACGCGCAGAGUCAAACAAUGUCCGAAUCCGGCGAACACAUCUUGGUAUUCCCUUACCCAGCGCAAGGGCACAUGAUACCCCUCCUAGACUUCACACACCAGAUCGCCGCCCGCGGCCUCACCAUAACAAUCCUGGUGACCCCAAAGAACCUCCCUCAGCUCAAACCCCUCCUCUCCGCCCACCCCACCUCCAUCACCCCCCUCGUCCUCCCUUUUCCGGCCCACCCCGCCGUCCCCGCCGGCGUCGAAAACACCGUCGAACUCCCCCCCGGCGGAUUCCGCUCUAUGAUGUGCGCCUUGGCCGGUCUCCACGACCCCAUCCUCCGCUGGUUCCGGGACCACCCCUCGCCGCCCGUCGCCAUAGUUUCCGACAUGUUCCUCGGAUGGACCGACGAGCUCGCCCGCCAGCUCAGCAUCCGCCGCUACGCAUUUUUCCCCUCCGGCGCCUUCGCCAUUUCCUACGUCUUCUCCUUGUGGCUUGAAUUGCCGCAGAGGAAAAACCCCGACGACGAGAACGAAACGGUGUCGUUUCCUGAGAUUCCGAAUUCCCCAGUUUACCCCUGGUGGCAGGUGUCCCCAGUCUACCGCAGCUACAUAAAGGGAGACCCAAAUUCGGAAUUUAUCAGAGAUGCCUUCCUCGGUAAUAUGAAAAGUCACGGGUUGUUGUUCAACUCGUUCGACCGGGUCGAAAAAGUUUAUUUGGAUUAUUUGGUUAAGAAAUUGGGCCACGACCGGGUUUGGUCGAUCGGGCCCGUAUUGUCACCUCCCACAAUCGGGCCCACCGAGCGCGGCGGGUCCAGCUCGGUCCUCCCGAGCGAGAUUGUUUCGUGGCUCGACACGUGUCAAGACGAUACUGUAGUGUACGUGUGCUUUGGAAGCCAGGCCGUGUUGACCAACCGGCAAAUGAUGGAGUUGACUUUAGGUUUGGAGAAAAGUGGGGUCAAAUUCAUUUUGUCGGUGAAGGGUGCAACCAAAGGGCACGACGAGGAGAAUCACGGCUCGAUUCCGCUCGGCUUCGAGGACCGCGUGGCGGGGAGGGGGCUCGUGAUCAAGGGGUGGGCCCCGCAAGUGACGAUACUCCAGCACAGAGCGAUAUGCGCGUUCCUGACGCACUGCGGGUGGAAUUCGACUCUGGAGAGUAUCAUGGCGGGAGUGCCGAUGCUGACGUGGCCGAUGGGUGCCGAUCAGUUUCUGAAUGCGACUUUGCUGGUCGAUCAAUUGGACAUUGCGGUACGAGUGUGCGAAGGGGAUGAGUCGGCGCUGGAUUCCGAUGAUUUGGUGAAGUUUCUAGAAGAAACUCGGGGCGAAAAGUGGGCGGAGAAGAAAGCUCGUGCGAAGGCAUUGAGUAAGGCUGCAUUUGAUGCUAUGAGUGAAGGUGGGAGUUCAUUCAACAAUUUGGAAGGUUUUGUAAGGAGUUUAUAGUGUCAAAAAAUUUGCAACAACUUGAGGUGAAUCUAGACAAGUUAUGUAACGUUAACUUGGAUGUAUCUUUGAAUUUGUUAAUGUAUUGUUGUAUUGGUAAACUAAAUAAAUGAUUUUUUUUUAUUUUCUA